AUGCCUUUGAACUCGCUCACCAUUAGAGAAUUCACCACUUCUCGCGGGGUCAGGUAUACUUACCGCUACGCCGCGCCUCAGGCGGAUCGCCCGACGCUCCUGCUGCUGCAUGGCUUCCCCUCGACGCCGCACGACUGGCGACACCAGAUCGCGCACUUCGGUGCCAAGGGCUAUGGCCUCAUCGUACCAGACAUGCUAGGCUACGGCGGCACGGACAAGCCUGGCGACCCUGCGGAAUACAUCGGCGCGAAGCAGUCGCGGGACUUCGUCGAUCUUGUUGAGCACGAGAAGGCGGAGAGGGUGAUUGUGGUUGGGCAUGACUGGGGUACUAUGCCAACUGCGUAUCUUGCAGUCUUGCACCAGCAUCGCUUCCUCGGGUUCGUGCACCUCUCCGUCGGUCUCGCGAUCAGGCGGGGAUUUUACCUGGAGGAAGUCAUGGUCGCCAUGAAGCAAAAAUUCGGCACCGAACUGUUUGGAUACUGGGCCUUCUUUAACAAGGACGAGGCUGCAGACAUCAUUGAGAAGAACGUCGACUCCCUGUUCGACCUACUCUAUCCCAAGGAUCCAGCGCUAUGGAAGACGCACAUGACCCCAGUCGGUGCCGCGGACGUGUUCUUGACUGAAGGCAGGCAACAUGGGGCGGGCGACUACGUCGCGGAAGAGCACCGCGAGAUCUGGCGACAGGCCUUCACGAACAACGGCCUCUCGGGCCCGCUCAACUGGUACAAGAUGGCUUGCCGGGGGUUACAGGACAGCGAUGGUCUCGAUAUCUCGCCAGCCACCGUCAAGGUUCAGAAGCCCUUCCUGUACAUUGGCGGGUCAAAGGACUACGUCUGCCUCCCCGAGCUGCAUGCGGACGAGAACCUGAAGAAGGCGUGCGAGGAUCUUCGGGUAGAGGUGUUCGACGCGGGCCACUGGCUUCAGCUCGAGCUGCCAGACCAAGUGAACGGGACGAUCGAGAAGUGGGUGGAGGAGAAGGGGCUGGCGACCGUCGAAGCGAAGGCCUGAAACUGGCGCGUGCACACCAGGGCACCGAGGUCGACUUGGGUGGACAGAACAGGACAGGCUAGCAUGGGCACCUCGUCGCUCGUGGAAUCCCUGAAAGGCACGGAG
Molecule: messenger RNA, 1113 nt
Organism: Schizophyllum commune H4-8
Lineage: Eukaryota; Fungi; Basidiomycota; Agaricomycetes; Agaricales; Schizophyllaceae
Product: alpha/beta-hydrolase
Exons: 6
Coding region: 1-1008 (335 amino acids)
Molecular function (GO): catalytic activity
Source: RefSeq, a predicted model, not a curated record